AUGGCGGCGCGGCUGAGCCCCCUGCAGCGGGAGCUGCUGGCGGCGCUGCUGGCGUCGGGCGCCUCCCGGGAGGGCCUCCUGCAGGCGCUGGCCGAGCUGCUGCCCCCCGUCAAGCGCGAGGGCGGCCCGCCCGCCUCCCCGCGCCCGCAGCCCGCGCCCCCCGACGCCGCCCUGCCCAACGGCCACGGCCCCCGCGCCCCCAAGCCGCCCGCCGACGACGAGGCCUCCGACGACGGCGACGACUUCGACACGCCGCAGAUCCUGCGCGAGCUGCAGGCCCUCAACACCCACGAGGCCGCCGAGCAGCGCGCCGAGGUGGAGCGCAUGGUCAGCGAGGACCCUUGGCGGGCUGCGAAGAUGAUAAAAGGUUAUAUGCAGCAACACAACAUCCCUCAGAGAGAGGUGGUGGAUGUCACUGGGCUGAAUCAGUCCCACCUUUCGCAGCACCUCAACAAAGGCACACCCAUGAAAACACAGAAGCGGGCGGCUCUCUAUACGUGGUAUGUCCGGAAGCAGAGGGAGAUUCUCAGGCAAUUCAACCAGACAGUCCAGGGUUCUGGAAAUAUGACAGACAAAACCAGUCAAGAUCAGCUGCUGUUUCUCUUUCCAGAGUUCAACCAGCAAAGCCAGGGCGUGGGCCAGAUAGAGGACCCCUGUGCUGAAACGCCUAGUAAGAAGAUGCGUCGGAAUCGCUUCAAAUGGGGCCCUGCUUCCCAACAGAUAUUGUACCAAGCCUAUGAACGGCAAAAGAACCCCAGCAAGGAAGAAAGGGAGGCUUUGGUGGAAGAGUGCAACAGGGCAGAAUGUCUCCAACGGGGCGUGUCCCCUUCUAAAGCGCACGGACUGGGUUCAAAUCUGGUCACAGAAGUUCGCGUCUACAACUGGUUUGCGAACCGGAGGAAAGAAGAGGCGUUUCGCCAGAAGCUGGCCAUGGAUGCCUACAGUACGGGCCAGCCUCAUAGCAUGAACCUUUUGCUUUCUCACAGUUCCCCUCACCACACACAGCAGAGCUCUUCCCCCCCAAGCAAAAUGGCAGGAGUCCGCUACAGCCAGCAAGGCAGCAAUGAAGUCACUUCCUCCUCAACCAUUAAUCACCAUGGUAACAACGCCAUGGUGACCACCAGCCAGGCUGUCCUCCAGCAAGUAUCUCCAGCAGGUUUGGACUCAAGCCACAGCCUCCUCUCACCGGAUGGUAAAAUGAUUACGGUUUCUGGAGGUGGGCUGCCCCCUGUUAGUACUCUUACCAGCAUCCACAGCUUUUCCCAUCACAACCAACAACAAUCCCAGAACCUCAUCAUGACGCCGUUAUCAGGAGUCAUGGCUAUCACACCAAGCCUCAACAGUUCCCAAGCACAGAGCGUCCCCGUCAUCAACAGCGUGGCCAGCAGCCUGGCAGCCCUCCAGCCCGUCCAGUUCUCCCAGCAGCUUCAUAGCCCACACCAGCAGUCCCUCCUGCAGCAGUCGCCCAACCCCAUGGCCCAGCAGCCAUUCAUGGCCACGGUGGCGGCCCAGCUGCAGAACUCACACAGUAAGGAUCUUGUCAGUGUAUGCACACAAGCAGGAACCCCCCCAAUAUUCCCACACAUCCCGGUUCCCUUCAGCCAUGGUGGUCACGGAUGCCAGCAGCAUCAAUUCCUUAACCAGUAUGUCUUCCAGUAAACAGUGUCCACUGCAAGCUUGGUGAUACU
Molecule: messenger RNA, 1688 nt
Organism: Euleptes europaea (tarantolino)
Lineage: Eukaryota; Metazoa; Chordata; Lepidosauria; Squamata; Sphaerodactylidae
Gene: HNF1B
Product: HNF1 homeobox B
Exons: 9
Coding region: 1-1659 (552 amino acids)
Biological process (GO): regulation of transcription by RNA polymerase II; positive regulation of DNA-templated transcription; insulin secretion
Cellular component (GO): nucleus
Molecular function (GO): DNA-binding transcription factor activity, RNA polymerase II-specific; RNA polymerase II cis-regulatory region sequence-specific DNA binding
Source: RefSeq, a predicted model, not a curated record